Cooperia oncophora is the source of this 648-nucleotide messenger RNA. NCBI's taxonomy places the organism in Eukaryota, Metazoa, Nematoda, Chromadorea, Rhabditida, Trichostrongylidae. The record is from the annotation of a GenBank genome assembly.
AUGAAGGCACCUCCCGAGGGGCCAGCCAUGUUCUUCUCUGACGGCUCCACCUUGCUACGAUCUAUGAAAGAUGAAAGCCUUCGGGCCACAUGGGCACCUUCGCUCAUCGAUCCAUCUCCGGCCAGUGCACAACUUGCGAGAGCUCAUUUCGAGAAGCACCCACCGAAUAAUCUACGGAAGUCGAAUUUUUUCCACUUUGUCGUCGCCUUGUAUGAUCGUGCAAGCCAGCCAAUUGAAAUUGAGCGAACUCAAUUCGCUGGAUUCAUCGAAAAAGAUAGAGAGAUUGACGGUCAGGAUACGAAGAAUGGAAUACACUACAAACUUUAUGUGCUGUUUCAGAACGGCCUUCGUGCUGAACAGGAUCUCUUUGUACGGCUGAUCGACAGUGUAUCUAAGCAGGCUAUCACGUAUGAGGGACAGGACAAAAAUCCUGAAAUGUGUCGGGUGCUACUGACGCAUGAAGUGAUGUGCAGUCGAUGCUGUGAGAAGAAGAGCUGUGGUAACCGCAAUGAAACUCCAAGUGAUCCAAUCAUCAUCGACAAAUAUUUUCUCAAAUUCUUCCUGAAAUGCAAUCAAAAUUGCUUAAAAAAUGCAGGAAACCCAAGGGAUAUGCGACGAUUUCAGGCAAGUUUGUGUUCAUUGUGUUAA